Messenger RNA from Talaromyces rugulosus, 1056 nucleotides. RefSeq lists its product as uncharacterized. NCBI's taxonomy places the organism in Eukaryota, Fungi, Ascomycota, Eurotiomycetes, Eurotiales, Trichocomaceae. The record is from RefSeq and is a predicted model, not a curated record. Bases 1 to 1056 code for a protein of 351 amino acids. The transcript is spliced from 5 exons.
AUGCUGACUGCAGCAUCGACGGCGAUGAUAGUGACCAUGGCGGUGUUCAUGGUCAUCUCAGGUCUGUCGGUUGUGCUCCGACUUUAUUUACGGAGACGGAAGAGAAUCACAUUGAAGGCGGACGACUACUUUGUUAUCGCGGCCUGGUUCUUCUCUGCAGCCCUGGCUAUCACCAACAUCGUCGGAGUGCCUGUUGGUGGGUUUGGCGUGCCCUUUGAACAAUUUGAUGAUGCGCAGGCCGAGAGAUUUCUAAAGAUGCUUUUUAUACUACAAUUCUGGUAUAUCAUUGCCGUCGCCCUUGCGAAAUUAUCCAUCCUCUUCCUUUACGGUCGCGUGUUCGGUAUCGGCCGGUUUCCGAUCUCGGUCCUGACUCUCAUCGGUAUCACGACUUCCUGGCUUAUAUCUUUCCUCUUUGCGACCUUUUUCCAGGUGUGGCCUUUGAGAUGCAAUUGGGUAGCAUGUAUUCCGACCACCGACUACGCUGUCAUGUAUGUGCUGUCGAGCGUGACGGAUAUUGUUAUCGAUAUUUGCAUCCUGGGUUUGCCGGCAUUCUUCAUCCGGAAGCUUCACCUGAACGGAAACCAGAAAAUCGGGUUGAUCGGAAUAUUCGGCUUGGGGGUUUUCUGUGUCGUCUCCUCUAUCGCACGACUAGCAUAUACCAUACUAUUCCACAAGGUCAACGUCAAAGGAAACUAUGCCAUUAAUUUCUCUAUGAACAUCAUUAUGUGGUCUGGGAUCGAAGUUUGCGCCUCAACCCUGUGUGCAAGCCUCCCCUGCUUCGGACCAUUAAUUAGUCAUUUCCAUCGUAUCACGCCCCUCACUGCAACUAUCACCUCUUUCAUGUCCAUCGGAACAAACGAGCCCACGAGAACUGCAUCGAAAGGAGCAUCUAUGCACAGUCCUUAUGCUUCUAGAGAGAACAUUCUAGGGUUCGAAACUCGCACCGAUAAUGUCAUAAAGGGUGCAUCUUCUCAGGAUACUUCGAAAGGAUCUGAAAUCAAUAUAGAGCUAGGCAGUAUAAGGGUUGACAAUUCUUUUAAUAUAAACUCGUCAUGA